CACUACAUUCGAGUUCUAAGGGUUUUCAACUCACUGAUCCACAAUAAAAUUGCCUUGCUCCUCCGAACUAGGGUUUGUGAGCUAUAGCAAGGAGGAAGCAGCGGCGCCUGAGUUCACCACCACCACCACCACCACCAGCAAGCUCACGAUGGCAAGGAUUAAGGUUCACGAGCUCAGAGAGAGAUCGAAGACGGAUCUUCAGAACCAGCUUCAGGAGUUCAAGGCUGAGCUCGCCCUCCUCCGUGUCGCUAAAGUUACCGGAGGUGCACCUAACAAGCUCUCCAAAAUCAAGGUGGUGAGGAAAUCCAUUGCUCAGGUUCUGACAGUGAUCUCACAGAAACAGAAACUAGCACUGAGGGAAGCAUACAAGAGCAAGAAGUUCUUGCCUCUUGAUCUCCGUCCCAAGAAGACACGUGCUAUCCGUAGACGUCUUACCAAGCAUCAGGCGUCUUUGAAGACAGAGCGUGAGAAGAAGAAAGAAAUGUAUUUUCCUCUGAGGAAGUAUGCUAUCAAAGUCUAGUUUCACUCUCCGGCCUAGUUACUAGAAAUGAUUCAACUCUUUUUGAAUAUUCGCUUAUGUAUUCUCCCUUUUUGCUUUUGGUUUAACUCAAAGUUUUUUUAUGGAACAGCCAAAUCUCUCUUACUCGAGAGUCAUGUAUCUCAUAAACACAAAAACCACACAUUUGAAAAUGAGAUUUUAGGAACGCA
Brassica napus (rape) is the source of this 708-nucleotide messenger RNA. RefSeq names its product 60S ribosomal protein L35-4. NCBI's taxonomy places the organism in Eukaryota, Viridiplantae, Streptophyta, Magnoliopsida, Brassicales, Brassicaceae. Gene Ontology annotation, molecular function: mRNA binding; structural constituent of ribosome. Gene Ontology annotation, cellular component: cytosolic large ribosomal subunit; ribosome. The transcript is spliced from 4 exons. The coding region runs from base 149 to 520 and encodes 123 amino acids. Gene Ontology annotation, biological process: translation; maturation of LSU-rRNA from tricistronic rRNA transcript (SSU-rRNA, 5.8S rRNA, LSU-rRNA). The record is from RefSeq and is a predicted model, not a curated record.